AAAGAAGGACAUUUCGCGCCAUAUUAGACGUAAAAAAUUUAUAGAAAAAACACAAAGAAAGCUUAUAAUAUUUAGCUUAUUGAACCAUAAAUAGACAUAUUAUAACAUUAUUGCACGAGAACUAAUACUAAGCUAUACUAAAGUUACAAGUAGGAGGCGGUAAAUCAUGGCAAAAGUCAACAUUGUCAAUGUAACAGUGCUGAGCAACCCCACAAAUUAUUCCAACACAUUCGAGUUCGAAAUCACGUUUGAAUGUUUAGAAGAUCUUCCAGAGGAUUUGGAAUGGAAGUUGAUAUAUGUUGGAUCUGCAGAGAGUGAAAAGUAUGAUCAAACUUUAGAUUCUGUAUUAGUUGGUCCAGUUCCAGGUGGUAAACACAAGUUUGUCUUUGAGGCUGACCCCCCUGAUACAACACAGAUCCCAACCCAAGAUAUCGUGGGUGUAACUGUGAUUCUACUAACAUGCUCUUAUAGAGGGAAGGAGUUUAUACGCGUAGGCUAUUAUGUCAACAAUGAAUACAGUGACCCAGAAAUGAAAGAGAAUCCCCCAGUUACCCCAGAAAUUGAUAAAUUACAGCGCAAUAUAUUAGCUACUGACCCAAGAGUGACCAGGUUCAAAAUAGACUGGGACGAUAGUGGCACCAGUCAGCAAGAAAAUGCUGAAAACAAUCCACCAAUCAGGAUGCCUGAAAAUGAAUCUAAUUUACUACCUCCAAGUACGAAUGGAAUAAAUACAUUUGGAGGUCCUCUUUGCUCAGACAAUAGAUUAGCAUCAGACCCCAUGCAUGCAUUGAAAAUGGAAGCUCAGUCGACAGACAGUAACAACAUGAUGGAAACGGAUCAAUAGUAAAUCUUUUAUAAAGAUUUCAUUUUGGAAUUCUAUCUCAGUUUCAUAUUUCGUAAUUUGUUUUUAAUUUGACACCAGUAAAAUUCAUUGAUUUAUAUUUCUCCUACUAGGUAUUUUAGGCUAAAGUAUUGUGGUAUGCAUUUAACCCAUGAUAGGAUAUGAUUCUUGAACCUAGACAAACUUUUAUAAUAUUCCUUACCCUGGUCUCAUCCUUCAUUUGAAAAAAAAAUUACCACACUUUAUUUGAAUGCUGGUGUCAAAUUAAUCACAUUUACAAAUAAGUACCUACUAUAUUCAUUAAACCUUCAUCAUUGCCAAACCCAUGAAGUUAUUAGAAAAUGAAUUUCGGAUUUAUGUUUUUUAUUAAACAACAUGGGUGUAUCAACUUGUCUGAAUGAUUCCUGCCGAUAAAUGGUACAAAUACACUUUGUACACAACUUCUGUUUUACAGUUUUGAGUAUUAUGUUAAUCUAUUUGGCAUCUGUCUGAGUAAGUAUUGUCUUAAACAUGCCUAUGCUAUAUGGCUGCAUUUGUGUCCCAAUUUUCUCCUCGUAUUUUUACCCAAAUUGCUUGUUUUCGCUAAUUUAGCAGUUGUUUCCAUGUUAUAAUGGACCUUUCUGAUAAAUCCUGCAAUCUUUCGGUACAUAAAUAAAGCUAUGAUAUAUUGGCGAGAAUGAUUGAUGAUGUCAUAUGUUGUAACUUCAAUUAUGGAGUUAGUUUCAUUUGUAAUUGUAAUUCUUUUGCAUUGGGAUUCUUGAUGUGUGUUGACUCAAUUUAUUUGCAUUUACUGUAGGCCUAGUUAUACCUAAAUAAUUCCUUACUGAAAGUGCCAUGCCAUUUAAAUCCGUUAAAUUAAAUGGGUGCCAAUAUUGAGAAAAUUGUCAAAAAACAUUGUCAAAUUAAUAAGGAAUACAAAAAUAGUCAUAUAAUACCAUAGGAGUAUUGCAGUAUAUGUUCAUUGUUGUUUAUUGUAUUUAAUUGUUGUGUGAUAAGAUAAGCAGCUUGGUGUGAAUUAGGUACACAUUUAAGAAAAACAGUACAUAUUGCAAGAUAAGCAACAACAAUCAAAUUGGCAAAUUGUCAGGAAGAGAGCAGCUGAAGUUCAUAGUUUUCAUGCAGAUUUGCAAAGCAGAAGUACGUUUUAGAAAUAGUAAAGUCAUUUCUCUCAGAACCAAUCAUAAUGAUCAACAGUUGCAUACUGCAUAGUUACACAAAGUUAUAUCGUAUAUACAUAGUUACAUCAUUUAUGUACACCAUGUAAUGACCACUGACCAAGAAAUAUAAAUAUUAUUUUAUAAUUACAUACU
Molecule: messenger RNA, 2151 nt
Organism: Owenia fusiformis
Lineage: Eukaryota; Metazoa; Annelida; Polychaeta; Sabellida; Oweniidae
Source: the annotation of a GenBank genome assembly